CGUAGUUUGAACUUUUGGAAAGCUGCAGGAGUUUUUAGUAAUUAAAAAAAAUUUAAAAUAAAAAUUAAAGUUAAAAAAUAAUACAUAUAUAAUAUUAAAGAAGCAUGCUAUGUUGUGUGUAGUGUUUUGUCUAGCAUUUUAAAAUUGAAUGUAAAAACUUGCUUCAAAAUGUCGCAUAGCAAUCCGAUGCGCAUAAGAGUAAUUGUAAUUGUGCUUUUACUCAUUCUAACCGUAAUUGGGGAGCAACAAUUUCUCAGCUCGGCUGCUAAAACCACUGGUUUGUCAGAUGCCCGACUGAAGGAGAUUGAAAGGAUACGUAGCGAACUGAGUGGUGCUUUUGAACAGGAGGAUAAAAAUGCGCAGGGCGUCAUAGUCCAGCCCACCUGGACGGUUCAUAAUGAUCAAAAACCAGAUACUAAAGUUAAAACUAAAGUCGAGGUAACUCAACGGCGCAUCGACGAGGUGAAUGCGCUACGCGCCGAAAUAAGAAAAGGCACCACUCAGCCAGCGAAAAAUGACGCCUUUGUCAAGCAGCUGGUAAAGGAAUUUGAUAGGCAACAAGCGGGUCGCACAGCGCUUAAGAAAGCCGUUGGCUCGGCACAAGACAAUAACGGCGAAGAGCUUCUGGCCGCCACUGAGCAGAGCAACUCAGAUGGUAAACCCAACUUGGUGGAAGCCAACACUCAGGAUGUCCAUGAAUUUGAUAUGCGUAAACUGAAGCGUCUGGAGCUGUCGAAGCGGCGAAUGCGCGAAACUUUGAUACUCAAAUCUGUGGAGGAAGACUUCACAUUCAAUUUGGGCGAUGAUGUGCAACAAUGGGCGCAUAUACUGCACAACGGUACGGAAUACUUUGUUGGACGUCGAGAGCAUAAUCUGGUAAUUGUGCGUAAAGCAAGCGCCACAUACCAGGCGGGUACAGUUCUGGAGGUGGGAAAUCUCGUAACGUACCUACUCACUUACUCUUUUUGGAAUGAUGCGCAGUCACAGAUGGAAGGUAUUAUACUUGUGGCUACACAAGAUCGUGUGAUUUGGUAUAGGGUUAAUAAUGUGACUGGAAAUAUUGAAUUGUACUGGCAAUGGGUGGUGGGCAAUACCGUUACUGGGCUCACUUACUUUACAGCCGAUAGAAAAGAUUAUGUAAUUGUGUCAACAAAUCAGUCCUCCCAAACUGGCUUUUAUACGCUGAAUAUUUACCAGUUUGAGCUCUCUUCGCGAGAAUUUUGGAUUGCUCAACGUAUGCAAUUAGAAUUUCCUUGCGUCGAAACCACUUUGCUCAAUACGGGCCGUGAUCUAAUACUUGCCGUGCCACAAAAUCACACAGCUGCCAUAUACACGUUUAACCCGCAUGCGGACAACAAAGAUUACUUGCGGUUUCAACUUAAGCAACACAUUGAAUCCGAAGGUAUUGAGUCCGUGGCUGGUUUCCAAAUGGGUGGACGCAGCUAUAUCGCAGUCGGUGGUCAGCAGCCGCAGAUUUUACUUUAUCAGCAGGGUGAGCUGGUGCCCAAAACGAUACUUGCGCACAAUUUUGGCCUGGUAGAGUUGUUCUUCCCUGUGCCGGUACGUACCUAUCGCGAUGAUCUGAUACUGCUCGUGCAACACCGCGUCGAUUUCAGCACACACAGUAUUACAGUACUCGAGACUCUGAUAUGGGAUGGGGAGGCUUUUGAGACCAGCAUACCGGUACCCUGCAGGCUUGGUGAGCACACAGUUUACGGCGUCAGUUGCAUGUUGGACAUGCAACGCGACGCUGGCUUGAAAGGUGCGGCCUACUUUCGGCGCGGCGAUGAAGUAUCGCUCAUUGUGCCGCGUCACAAAGCCGAGUCUGGUCUGUUUAGGUUGCACACAGAGCUGCUGCCAAAAAAUUCGGAAUAUUUCGACUUACAGGAAAUUUUCGCCUUCCUACAAGGUUGGGUAAAAGAGCAAGAUGACUUGGUGGCACAAGCGGAAGCAUUCCUCCAAAGGCCUGAUAGCGACGCGGCACUCGCACAACCUGAUCUUUCAAAACUAGAAAGACUAGAAACACCAGAAUUGAUUUUCGACGCAGGUGAUGUAGGCGAAAUCUAUGUAAAUGAUUACCGCUGGACGGAUGACGAUACACAAAUUGAUCUUGAUAAAAUGAUAACAGCUAUAGAACAAUUGACGGCGGAGGUGACCGACCCAAGGCAGAGGCGUGAUGCCACUACUGAUGAGUUGAAUUUUGAUCAUUUGGAAUUCGAUAACUUGCAAGUCGAAGAACUGUUGGUGAAGCAAGUAAAUGGUGCAGAUUUUUACGUGCAAGAUGGAGUGCUUAAUUUCGAUGGUAUCUUGAAUACGCACGACUUAGAAGUCUUGAAACGUUUCGAUGCAGUUGCGGCGCGCAAAGCAGAAAAUGAGGAUGAGGAUGCGGAUGAAGAAACGGAAAGCGAGACAUUGUUGGUCGAUGGUAAUAUGGAGUUCGAGUAUAUUAAUGGUGUGAGCUGGCAGGAAAUAACGGAUAAUAUGGUGUUAAAGAGUGGUCCGCUUAACUUGGGGCAGUUGGAAGUGACUGGGCAAGUGAUACUCGAAAACCUGUUGUCGCUGAAUGCAUUGAACUCAUUCAGCUUCCCAGAUGACUUUCUCUGGACUAAUGGCUCCUCAGUUAGCAUUGUGCAGGCAGAGAAAACUUUUACAGGCACGCUGAGUGCAAAUACCGUGGACACCGCAGGUUUGCUGAACGGCUUAAACAUUUCAGAUGCCAUUACAUUGAGUGCUGCACAAGAAUGGCGUGGUCUGCCUACUUUUGCCGAUCUCAAAGUUACAGAGAUCUUUCAACUCAAUGGUACAACACGCGGCCGGGACAUUGACAAUAUACCAAACAAUCCGACGCUGAAGCAAGUAAACGAAGUGGAGGCCAUAUGCAACUUUAAGCAGUUACAAGUGCUUGGUAACAUUUAUCUGAAGGGUCAUUAUGACAAUCAACCGCUAGCGCCUCUGCUACUCGAUGUGGUGCAGCGUCCCGUUAAGCCGGAAACUGGUAUCACCGUAGGCGCUAGAAAGCGCUUUAGCACUGUGGAAAUGCCACCGAACUUUAAAGUGCUGGAUGGCAAACUGAAUGGCAUAUCAGUGGAACAGUUCGUAACUGCGCAAACCAAACAGAAUUUGGAGAUAUCAGCUUUGCAGGCGUAUGCUUAUUUUUCCAAUCUCACGCUUAGCGGUCGCUACGACGGCGUGGAUAUGAAGGAGCUUAUGCAGAAUGCAAUCAAAAUCGAUCAGCCGCAAAUCGCAUUGGACACAGACUUAAAUUUCACAAAUAUUUUGCAAGGCGAUAGAGUCGAAGUCACAACUAGUCUGAAUGGUGCUUCCAUAACCGAGGACUAUCAAAGCAUAUAUGAAGAUCUGGAUAUACCAGUGGCGCACUUUGAGCUACUGCAGGCUAAAAUGGCCAACAUAAAUGGUGAUAUUGAAUGCGCCAAUGCAACAUGGCAUGGUAAUCAGUCUGAACCGGUUGUACAGGUAGAGAGCCUCAACGGCACGCAAACCGGCAACAUUUACAUAGAUGAGCUUAAACUUGCGCACGGACUGGUUGUUGAUGAAAUACAAGGCAUUAAUGCCUCUUUGAUUUGGAGUUUUCUCGAUGAGAUCGACGAUUUGGCUGAUAUGAUUUUAGAUGGUAAAAUUUUGGUGGACCACGCCAUAGUCACAGGUGACGUGCUUGUGGAUAAAUUGAAUCAGCAGCGCUUCGAUGAGGACUUGCAAUUGACUAUCGUUUGGUUGAAUCGCCCCAACUAUCUAAGCACCAACCUAACAUUUAACGAGCCUUUAAUCGUAGAUGGCAAUCUGCAAGUUGAAGGCAGUUACAAUGGCAAAAAUCUGCCAGCGCUUAUUGCUGAUAUAGUCUUUCGCGCGCCCACCAAUGACACCACCACAGCUCAAGUGUUGGCUCCCAAAAGUUUCACGCAAAGCGUGGAAGUCUUGGGCGACACUUAUGUGCAGGCCUUGAAUAGCAUACCGUUCAGCGAUAUCGCCACCAAGAAAACAAUUUCCAACUUCCGUGGUUCGGUACAACUCUAUGGCAAUCUUAUCGUAGACGAUCUAGAGCUCACUGGUGCUCUUAAUGGUUAUCCAAUGUCUGUCUUCAGCAGCUCCAUACGUUACGAUCAUGCAGUGCAUGAUUUUGUAGUGCAAGGCGUGGUAAACUUCAAUACUCAUCAAUUGCACUUACAUGAUCUCACUGUUUUGGGACAACUUAAUGAAAUGCCUAACAUGGCGGGCUUCUUCGACGAACUGGUUUACAAAGAUAAAAUUUGUAUCUUAAGAGGAAAUAACACCUUCACGGGACGCGUUUCUAUUGGUAAGGGCGCUUAUAUACGCAAUUUGAAUGGCUACAAUCUAUUGGCGCUAUUUGAAAACAUCGUCCAAAUCAACGAACCCGCACCUGUGCUGAUAAGGUCACCCAUAACAUUCAAGGGUGCAGUGCGCGCGCAAAAUUUGUUGGUGAAAGAUUCGCUUAAGACAACUCAUGUGAACGGGUAUUCAUUGCAGGAGUGGUUCACAGACUCUUUGCGGCUAGAUCGACCACAGGAGAUAGAUAAGUAUCUCAUGUUCGCACCGGGCAGCUUAAACGACAACAGUUUCUACGCCAGUUAUUUGAACGAGAUUGACCUAUCGAAAAUUGUUACCUUACAUACAGCACAAAAUCUCUCGGGUAACAUUACAUUCUCCGAACUCCAUUUGAAUGGACAAAUUCAAGUACAGGGCUUGGUUAACAAUGUCGAUUUGCUGAAUGAGUAUGCAAAUACUUUAAUGACUCAUGGUAACCAACAUGUUAUAACACCACUCACGCUUAACUCCGCUUUAGUACGAGGAAAUCUGAACACCACGGCGCCAAUAAAUAAUGAUAAAGACUUAAGAGAAGUGGCAACGCUUCAUGGCGCACAGCAUAUUGAAUCGCCGCUCUAUUUCGAAGAUGUGAUAACAACGGAAAUAAAAACCAACUACAGCGUGUCUGGUAUAGACAUGAAUCAAUGGUUCCAGCUUGCGCUGCGCACGCAGGGCAAUCUACAGAUUAUCACCGGCAACUGGAGUGCACGCACAUUGAACGUCAAAUCGGGACCAACAUUGCCCAGCUAUAUGAACAACGUACAACUAAGGCCUAUGACAUUUGGUGCACUGAUACGUAACGUGCGGGAAGGUAUGGAUUAUGAGGAUUUGUGUGAGAAAUUGCGAGCUUUAGCGAAGAAACAACAGAGACGUGGCUAUCACUUGAAAUACUUGGAACGGGGAUUUCAGUUGGAAUUGAAUGAAGUGCUUAAGGUGGAUGACGAUAAAAAUGCGACUAUACGCGCGGUUUUCGUUUUGGAAAAAGAAGGCAAGAGUUUUAUUUUCAUAAAUACCGGUAAUCAAACGCAUAUAAUGAAAUGGAGUACAGAGAAUGGGAGCUAUGAAAAAGUCAGAACGUUCAAAUCUGGGCACAUCGACCAAUUAAUCGCGGUGGAGUUUGAGCAAAUGUCCAAUACCAUUGAUUUUGUUACGAACAACGCGCGCGUCGAAGGCGCACUCAAUUAUUGGCGACUAGAGAGCUCUAGUCUUACAAUGUUGAAGGCCUUCAACAAAACCGCCUCCGAGUUCAUGUAUUCACAACUAAUGCCUAGCAAGUUGUACGCUGUAUACGAUGAUACUGUAUAUGCCUACAAUUUGAGCCAACUCACCCAAUCGAAUACCUGGUUUCUGCCCAACUGGCUGGGCAAUGACAGCUAUCGCUUUGUGCCACACCACUCACAAGCGCUGAUGUUCACCAAUGGUGAGCUGAUACUGCUCUUCAACGAUGAUGAGUACAGUAUGCGCGACAAACGCACCUCCGCGCCAAGCUACAGUUUGCCACUUUUCUACGACCGUGUGAUUAGUCCACAACAAUCAACAUACAAUCUCACUGAAUCGCUGCUCAAGCCAGCUGCCUCAGAGGCACACAAAUUCCGGUUCGCGGAUUUCCGCGUCGUCAUUGGACACAUACUCGAUGACUUGAAUUAUCGCCUGCGUCUCGAGGUGAAUAUCACACAACUCAGCAUACCAGAGACGGAUCUGUAUGAUGAGCAUUUGGUGAAGGACUUUACAGCUAUAAUGGAAGAGCUUAGAAAACAGCAAAUCUAUCCGAAUACAACCUUUGAGAACAUCGAAUGGCACGUUUCGCAGUUACCUGAAAAUCCAGCACAAAUCUUGGCGGCACAUACCGUGCAAAUCUUAUGGCGGAGCAUAGUUGAUAUGAAAGAAAUACAAGGUUACUUGCAGAGCAGUGAUGCAGCAGAUAUUGCGGCAGUUACGGCCAUAAUGGACCGCUUGGGCACAACUGUGCGUGAUGUGCUCAUAUUGGCCAAUAGCAAAGCGAUAAAUGACCACAAAGUGGCAGCGCAUGAGUGGGAAUUGAACGCAGUGAUUCAGUGCAUACGUAGUCUGCAAAGUUACUUGAAAAAAACAGUGCAGCUACUCGAAGCGCAAACUCUCAGAAAAGCUAAGGAAUCAUUGAAAACAGUUUAUGAGGACCUGGAAAUGUCUGCUAGCAUAGAAGAAGUGCAUUCCAAAGUGCAGGAGACGCUCAUCAACUUCAACACACUUACAAUAGGCAAUGCGACCUGGCUGAAAUUUCACAAUAAAAAUUUGCCUACUGAAGGCAAUGGUGAAAUUUUACCCAUCUCAGUGGGUGCGCAUGAAACACCGCUAGAACUUUUGGCCGUCACUGUGAAUGCACCACAACUUGUGGGUGCUCAACAAGCUGAAGUAGUUCUGUAUUUGGAUGUGAUAAACGGCAUACGUUUCCAAACUAUAAGCGCUCACAGACCACGUUCGCUGAUCACCUUUCGAAUAGCCACCGAAACCUUGAUUGCUUUCGUCGAAGACUGUUGUACGAUACGCGUGUUCGUCUAUCGUGGCGUGCAGGGUUUCAUAGAGUUCGCGAGCUUUAAAAGUGACGUGAGCGUAUUAAAAAUAUUCGCUGCUAAGCUGUAUGGUAGUGAUGGGCUGGUUCAAAAACCGCACUUGGGCGUCGCGCAUGCCAAAGGUGUGUUAUUCUAUCGCUUCGUAGGAGCGGGCUCGUUACUGCGCCAGCCUGCGAAUCUUCUUUGUAAUUAAUUAGUUUAUAGAAAUUAUGUAAAUGCAUGUAAAUAAAAGUUGUUGUACGGGUAUAUCGAUAUCUUGUUAAAAA
Molecule: messenger RNA, 7156 nt
Organism: Anastrepha obliqua
Lineage: Eukaryota; Metazoa; Arthropoda; Insecta; Diptera; Tephritidae
Gene: fs(1)N
Exons: 7
Coding region: 169-7083 (2304 amino acids)
Cellular component (GO): cell surface
Molecular function (GO): heparin binding
Source: RefSeq, a predicted model, not a curated record